AUGUUAUACGCGUCUCAGAAUUUUUAUACGAAAAAAUUUGACUUGGACUAUUUCAUGGAUAGACAAAAGAAUUUCGUGGCACCGAAACAUCGAUUGCAUGAUGUCUAUGUUACUUCAAAACCAUUGAAAGAGUGGCAUAUAAUAGAAGAUUACGUUGGCAGGCUACUGGAGAAUAAUCCAGGGUUAUCAGAAAAUGGUCUUUUCGCGACUUGUUGUCAGAGUUUAAGUUCGUUAUCAAAACAGGUUCCGGAUUGGCCAGAAAGCGUUUCUAAAUACGCCUCCACUUUACUUUCAAAAUGGAAGGGACCUGAGAAAGGUCACUGGUUUGAAAUUGCAAAAAAAGUUAUUCAACGUGCGCGUAACAAUGAUAAAAUCAAAGUAAAUAACGCUGAACUUCGGCAAAAAGAAACAAUUCAACGGCAGCGAUCUAUGGCUUGUGCAAUUGAACUCGUCACCACCGAGAUCGAUGAAUUACCACGCAAACGUAAACGUACAAGUAAUCCAACGUCCAAUGAAGAAAUUUCAGAGAAGGAUGAGGAUACUGAUACAAAUAAUACUCCGCCACAUUUUACUUUAAUAAGUUCUGAUAGUGAAUCCGAUGAAGAUGAUAAUACGAAUAAGGAAGAAGAAUCUUCUCUUGAAAUAAAUCUCGCAUUGUUUGAUGUUGAUCAAAGUAAAGGAGAUUCCGAGUGGAAAUUACAAGAUGGUCAACAACUUGUUAAGGUUCUUAAUAGAAAGACAUCCGAAAUGGUUAAACAAUUUUCGAAAAAAGACAAAAAACAGCGAACUCUAAUUGUGAAGAGUGUUAUCAAGUUAGGACUGUCUUCGAUAAUUGAUUUAUCAUCCGAGUUCAAAGACGGGAUGUAUACAUGGUUUGAGAAAGAUUGGGCUGUUAUUAAAAGGAAAGUCUAUAAAAUUGUUGAUAUGAAACCGAAAGGUUUCGAGGGUGAAGUGAAAAAUGUAAUAGACAUCAUUGAAGAGAUGUGUGACGCGUAUAAAUAUAAUGAAGCCCGAGAUUAUUUAUAUAAAAUCAAAACUUGCUAUACCUCUCAGACGUUAAUACAAAUAGCAAAUAUUUAUUUUUAUGUAAUUGAUAAAUAUUUAAAAAAUGCUUUUAUUUUUGUUGAUAAAUCCGGAAAAUGCCAAGAACUAAGCGAAAUUGAGUAUGCAAUUGAGAUGAUAGCACCAAUAAUGAGUGAAAUAUUUAACGAUACAUCUGAAUAUAUAAACCUUCGCUGGGGAGAGAAACUUUCCAACGUAAUGUCCGAUCGACGUAGAAAAAUUGAUUUACGAAUCAUUCGUAUCGCAGAUAAACUUGAACUAAGUCAUUCAGAAUGUGCAAAGGUUCCAUUACCCACGAAAAUAGUACAUGACCGAUCAAAAUUUUUACGUACACUAAAAGGUAUUUUAAAUAAUUUUUUGAAAGAAGACUUAUCCGACGAAGUGCGAGAUUCAAAAAUUUUAGGAAUUCAAUUUUAUGGCUUAUAUGGUCAGAUUAUAGGUGUAGAUCUUAUAGAUGAUGGGCUGUACUUUGGACUUGAAGGUUCAUCUUUUGAAUUUCCGACACAACUUACGAAUAUUAAAUGUCUCCGUAACGCAUUGGAGGCUUUAUUUUUUUUCAAG
Messenger RNA from Funneliformis caledonium, 1623 nucleotides. Lineage: Eukaryota; Fungi; Glomeromycota; Glomeromycetes; Glomerales; Glomeraceae. The record is from the annotation of a GenBank genome assembly.